Molecule: messenger RNA, 3101 nt
Organism: Meleagris gallopavo (turkey)
Lineage: Eukaryota; Metazoa; Chordata; Aves; Galliformes; Phasianidae
Gene: STOML3
Product: stomatin like 3
Cellular component (GO): plasma membrane
Source: RefSeq, a predicted model, not a curated record
GAUAAGUAUUUCUGUGAUUCACUGAAAUAAUUUCUAGUUUGGAUACUGCAUAGUUUAAAAUCAGCUGAGCCAUGUAUUUCCCCAGCCAAAAGCCUGCCACAGAAGAGCAUGGAAUUACAACGGUGAUACACAAGUCUUUGUUUUUGUAAACAUACCCUCCUCACCAGGGUAACUAACUCCCAGAGGACUCUGAUACAGGUGGGGAUUUCUCCUUCUCUCCCUGUGCUUCCCUCUUUGGUGCAUCGCAUGGCCGCUGUGCUGUGUUGAGGUCCUGUCUGUGAGGGGAUCAGAACUUCCGUGGAAUGAGAUGGAUCCCACAGAAGAGACAUCCAAGAAAAACAACAUAGAACAUCUAAUUGCUGACAGGCGGGAAGGAAUUGGUGUCUGUGGAUGGAUCCUGGUUUCCAUAUCUUUCCUGUUGGUGUUCAUAACCUUUCCUAUUUCCAUCUGGGCAUGUAUCAAGGUUGUUAGAGAAUAUGAACGUGCUGUUGUAUUUCGGCUGGGACGUAUACUGUCUAAGAAAGCCAAGGGACCAGGUUUGAUUCUCAUACUUCCAUGUACAGAUACGUUUAUCAAGGUUGACCUUAGAACUGUUACGUGUAACAUUCCUCCACAAGAGAUUCUCACAAAAGAUGCUGUUACUACUCAGGUGGACGGGGUGGUGUAUUACAGGAUCCACAGUGCAGUCUGUGCCGUUGCCAAUGUCAACAAUGUACAUUCAGUCACCUUCCUAUUGGCACAGACAACCCUGAGAAAUGUGCUGGGUACACAGACCUUGGCUCAGCUCCUGGCUGGUCGAGAAGAGAUUGCACACAGUAUCCAGGCCAUCCUUGACAGUGCCACGGAGCAGUGGGGAAUCAAAGUGGCUCGUGUGGAGAUCAAAGAUAUCAGGAUUCCGAUGGCCAUGCAGAGGGUGAUGGCAGCUGAAGCAGAGGCUACACGAGAAUCAAGAGCUAAGGUUGUGGCAGCAGAGGGAGAGAUGAAUGCUUCUAAAGUCCUCAAGCAGGCCUCCAUGGUGCUGGCUGAGUCUCCAGCAGGUCUUCAGCUGCGUUACCUGCAAACGUUAACAACUGUGGCAGCAGAGAAUAAUUCCACUAUUGUCUUCCCUCUGCCAAUUAAUUUGCUUGAUGGUUUGGGGCAGAAAAAUAGAGGGGGAUAGAGAUUGAUCUGCAACUGCUUGCGUUGAAAGAUUAAAAGGUUUUCCCAGGAAGCAAAGGGUUCCAGAUUAUCAAAGUAAAGCAAAAUAAAAAAUAAAAAAUAAUUUUUAAUAACCACACAUAGCUCUCCCAAGGGGAGACUGCAUUUGAGCAAAGAAAGUUGCAAGAUUCAGGCACUGAGCAGUUUUAUCUUAGACUCGUCUUGAGAUGAAAAGGAGGAAAUUAUGUAAAAUACAUGUUAGACCUAAUAAGAAAAUUUAUUGAUGCUUUCACUGCAUACUGCACGUGCUUGAGUGUAGCAAUUAUUUGGUAAUUUGUCUGCUAAGCAAGAACCUGUGAGCUCCUGAUGAGCUUACAAAUCUACUCCAUGCAGCAGAAGGGUCAGAUGCUGGUGCAUAAUUCAAGUCCCAGGGAGCAGAAGAAAGGAUUUGACCAUAACCUUAGUAUGCUUAGCAUUACUUCUUAACUAUCAACAGAAUUACUGGAUAAUUGAUACGUCAGUGGAACAGCUUAUUCUUUAUCACAGAAUCACAGAAUGGCCUGGAUUAGAAGAGACCUUAAAGAUCAUCUAGUUUCAAUCCCCCUGCCAUGUGCAGGAUUGCCAACCACUAGAUCAAGUACUAGACCAGCUUGCCAAGGGCCUCAUCUAGCCCAGCACUGAAUAUCUCCAACCUUAGAUAAAUGAAAAUCAGCAGUAGCUUUACUGACCUCAUCUGAAUUUUUGCCAUAUCACUGAUAUUUCUAUAAGCUCUGUAAUAAAGGGACGAGAAUAUAUGUCCAUGUAUCACAAUCACAUUUCUUGAAAGCUGAUGCAAGCCUCUGCAAAACAAAUUGUUCUGUGUUAAUUUAAGUGUCUCAUUUUCAUUGACAAGAGGUUUCUCAUCCCACCUUGCAGAUGUCAUGAAGCGGUGGUGCAGGUUUUCAUAGAAAGAGCCUUCCCCUCCUUCCAUCCAUGCAGUGCCCUGCAGCUGACUGGGGGGCACUCCUGAGUUUAGCCAGCAUUAAUGCUGAGUUUAUAGCCUUCAAAAGCAGCUGAGCUGUUCACGUGGCUGGCACACAACAGGCUAGCUGUAUAUGAAUCUGAAGGCUCUUGCAGUGUAGAUGCUCUAGUGGAUGCUUCUGCUGUGUAGAAUCUGAAAAUACACAAGGCUCAUUGCUGUCCUUUCUAUACAGUAGUGUCAUUUAGCUCCAAAUUCAUGAGAUCAGCACGGGCCUACUAAUUAUAUUGUUGAUACAGGCCCAUCUUGUUUUGGCUGCAGAAUAACGCAAGCAGUCCGGGUGGCAAAUUUUUGUACUCAAUAACGUCUGGCACAAAGGCAGUGGUAUGAGCAUCUGAGGAUGGUGACCUGCUCAGCUUUUCAUUGCACCUCUUUGCUUCAGAGAUGACUGCCAAACGGCAUUUUGUUGGCAAAUCAAAGGUGUAAAACCUACAUUCAAAAGUCAUCUUUAUUAACAUUUGCUGCAGAUGCUUCUAUUUUAAGAAAAGGGAUGUUUUAAAUUUGGAGGUUAUUUUUCAGUGUCAACUUAAUUUGACAUUUGUAGAAGCAUUUAUAACUACAACAGGAGAAACCUCCUGCCUUUGCCUGACAAAUGUUGCAACUCCACUACAGAGCUGUUUGCCUAGCUGCAGAAGCAGCAAUGCUUUAGAGUAAUGCAGCCAUAGACUGCACCCCUUCUUUACAGCAGUGCAAAUUAAUUAAACUAUGGGAAGGAAAAGCUUGAAAGAUAUGUGACUACACAGGACAGUUGGAAAACAGCUCUGUGCCCUCCGUGAGCUACCAGCACUAACUAGUCCGUGCAGAACUCUGGCAUCAGGUACAUCCAGACCAGUUGUCCAUCCCUGAUGCUGAGCCAGUUCCAGUUUAAAAACUGUGUGUGGGAAUCCUGUGAGUACAAGUGGGUUCAUUUGUUUCCCCAUAUAAGCUCUCACAGAAAUAAUGUGCU